Molecule: messenger RNA, 2156 nt
Organism: Plectropomus leopardus (leopard coralgrouper)
Lineage: Eukaryota; Metazoa; Chordata; Actinopteri; Perciformes; Serranidae
Source: RefSeq, a predicted model, not a curated record
AGGACACCCACCCUGCUCGCUUCGUCUUUCCAAACCCACCUUCACUCGGCGCCUCGUAAAGGGCAUUUCACCGGUCCAACGGCCGUGCAGCUGCUGGGCGGACCCGUGUUUUAGACGCAGAUUUAGCGCUAAAGAACCGCAUUGUUUUUCGGAGCUGACAAAGUAAAAGAAGCGAGAGAAAGGGGAGAGACAUGGCCACGACAACCUGUACGCGAUUCACAGACGAGUAUCAGCUCUACGAGGAGCUGGGGAAGGGAGCCUUCUCAGUGGUGCGCAGAUGUGUGAAGCUGUGUACAGGACAGGAGUAUGCCGCCAAAAUAAUCAACACCAAAAAGUUAUCUGCAAGAGAUCACCAGAAGCUGGAAAGAGAGGCUCGGAUCUGUCGCCUGUUGAAACACCCCAACAUCGUUCGUCUUCAUGACAGUAUAUCAGAGGAGGGAUUCCACUACCUCCUGUUUGACUUGGUGACCGGAGGUGAACUGUUUGAGGACAUCGUAGCCAGAGAGUAUUACAGCGAGGCCGAUGCCAGUCAUUGCAUCCAGCAGAUCCUGGAGGCAGUACUUCACUGCCAUCAAAUGGGCGUGGUGCACCGGGACCUGAAGCCAGAGAACCUGCUCCUAGCAAGCAAAUGUAAGAACGCCGCAGUGAAGCUGGCUGACUUUGGCCUGGCCAUCGAGGUGCAGGGGGAUCAGCAGGCCUGGUUUGGAUUUGCUGGCACACCGGGAUACCUGUCCCCUGAGGUGCUGAGGAAGGAGGCAUAUGGUAAACCUGUGGACAUCUGGGCCUGCGGGGUGAUCCUCUACAUCCUGCUGGUGGGUUACCCUCCUUUCUGGGACGAGGACCAGCACAAGCUGUACCAGCAGAUCAAGGCUGGGGCUUAUGAUUUUCCGUCCCCUGAGUGGGACACAGUCACCCCAGAGGCCAAAAACCUGAUCAACCAGAUGCUGACCAUCAACCCAGCCAAGAGGAUCACUGCUCAAGAGGCCCUCAAGCACCCAUGGGUCUGCCAACGGUCCACAGUGGCGUCCAUGAUGCACAGACAGGAGACCGUGGAGUGCCUGAAGAAAUUCAAUGCCAGGAGGAAACUCAAGGGGGCCAUUCUUACUACCAUGCUGGUUUCUCGAAAUUUCUCUGUGGGCAGCAGGCAGACCACCGCUCCGGCGUCUGUCACUGCGGCCGCGGCAGCAGUGGCUGCAGCCGCCGGCACCACCGCAGGGCUGGUGGAACAAGCAGCUAAGACCUUGCUCAACAAAAAGGCAGAUGUCAAGCCCCAGACAAACAGCACCAAAAACAGCAUAGUCACCAGCCCUAAAGGAAACAUCCCUUCACCUGCUCUGGAACCUCAGACAACUGUCAUCCAUAAUCCAGUGGACGGGACGAAGGAAUCAUCGGACAGCAGCAACACCACUGUGGAGGAUGAAGAUGUGAAAGCCGCCGCAAAGUUUGCUGACCUGCUGGGCUCAGUGCGUAGGGGCUCAGGGCCCACGCCUGACGGGGAAGGGAGAUCCUGCACUCCACCUCUCGCUGCUUUCUCCGCCCCCUCCCCUCCACACACCCCCGUCGUCCCCAUGCAGAUGUCUCGGCUCACAGACCUGGUAAGCAGUGUUCGCAGGGUGCCGGCGGCCCCUGCGCCCGAGAGCGACGCUGCACCGGCGCCGGUACCCAGCGCCAGGCCCACCCCUCUACCUGCACACACCACCUCCUCACCUCCCCCUCACUCCCCCUCCAGCCCCUCCCUGUCUUCCUCCCAGACACGCAAACAGGAAAUAAUCAAGAUCACCGAGCAGCUGAUUGAGGCGAUCAACAACGGAGACUUUGAGGCAUACGCGAAGAUCUGCGACCCCGGACUGACUUCGUUUGAGCCGGAGGCGCUGGGCAACCUGGUGGAGGGGAUGGACUUCCACAGAUUCUACUUUGAGAACCUUUUGGCUAAGAACAGCAAGCCCAUCCACACCACCAUCCUGAACCCGCACGUCCACCUGAUCGGCGAGGACGCGGCCUGCAUCGCUUACAUCCGCCUGACUCAGUUUGUCGACAACCAGGGUCGGCCGCGGUCCAGCCAGUCGGAGGAAACCCGCGUCUGGCAUCGCAGAGACAGCAAGUGGCAGAACAUCCACUUCCACUGCUCAGGCGCACCAGCUGCGCCACUCCAGUGA